AUGAACCACUUGAUUCAGGCCGUGGAGGGCUACACCAACGCCGCGAGAAUUUCGCGGCCUUCAGCCCCGCUACGCGGAACAGCCGCGGACAUCAUCGUCGUGGGCGUGCGCGAGCUCUACCAACACGGAUGGGCUGCGGACCCCAUGCUUCAGAAGGUUUUGCUGAUCGGCGAUGCCCCUGCUGCGGAGAUCAAUUUCGAGCUCCUCAAGGAACAGCGGGAGAGGCGCCUUCAGCAAGAAAGGCAGAGGUGCCGGCAGGAGGCGGAAGCAAGGCGGCAGGCGCUAGCCGACGAGCAGGAGGUGGCCGAGGCGGCGGCGCGCCGCGCGGCCGCGGAGGAGGCUGAGGCUUUGGCCAAGGUUGUCAGUGCGAUGAACGAGCCCGUCAGCCCCGACCAGGCCGUCUUGAGCCCAGGUGUGUCAGACAUGUCCGACUCUGCCGCUGCUACUGGCUGGGAGGCAAACAGCCCAUGGAAGACAGUGGUUUUCUCCCCCGAAGGAGACGAUCCCGCAGGGUCAGACGAGGGCAACUAUCAGACUCUGGUGCCAGCUCAUCUGCUGACCGGCAUCGACAGCGAUGAGUGCAAGACCCUGGUGCCACUGCCAGUGGCUUUGGAGUUCAGCCUCUCAGCCGCACUGGUGGCCGCUAGCGGCCCGCUCGACUCACUGCUUGAGCUUGACACUCCAUGUUCUGAUCUCAGCCCUCCACGGGAAGGUGCUGCCGGCGAAUCCCUUUCGGCGCAGGACUUUCCAGAAGCGGUGCAGGAGGAGGUCACCUUCGGCCAGCCAGUUUGGCUCCAUGUCUAUGAUCUGACGGACUCAUUCCAACUCCCAGUUCUCAAUUCCGCGCUUCGACGCGCAGGCGCUGGUCUUUUCCAUGCAGGCAUCGAGGUCCAUGGCUAUGAGUACAGCUUCGGACUCCGUCAGAGGGGCAGUGGGGUCUACACUUCAGUGCCGAAAGAGAACACGGCACAUGCGUAUCGUGAGUCGUUUCUGUUGGGCAACACUGCGGUGGACCGCAAAGAGCUGAAGAAGAUCAUCAAAGAACUCAAAAAGGAAUGGCCUGGAAGGAGCUAUGGACCGCUCACUCGGAACUGCAUCCACUUCUCUGCAGCCUUGAGUGAGCGGCUGGGGGUCGGCGCCGUGCCCGGCUGGGUCUACGGCUUCGCGGAGUCGCUUCGCUCCAUCGUGAAUCGCCUCGCUGACUGCUCGCAGUCUGUCGCCCGUAUCGCGGAUGAGACUGACUGCGCCGGCAUGGUUCAAAUCCUGGAUGCACAUGAGGCUGCACAAGAACAUGGCUGGAAUGGUUGUGCAGCUGCAGAGGUUCUUUUCUGGCAUCAAAGUGGUUUCCACUUCUCUCCCGCAGUUACUUCGGACUCCAAGCAUUCGAGGGAUUCGAAGUUCAGGAACUCACGGGCAGCCUGGUGGAUGCCUCUGGCCUCCGAGCUGUUUCUCUGUUACGCUCCGGUGCAGGUCAUGAUGCAAGGCAUUGUGUUCAGUCGUCUACAGUACGGCUCAAGUCAUGCUGCAGUCAGCCACGGCGUCAAGGAAUGUGCAGAGAAGGCUGCGACGAAGGUUGAAAGUCCAGAAGAAAAGGCCGCCCGCGAGAAGAAGGAACAGGCGUAUGCGUGGCUGCUGGAGUAUCAGCGCCAGCAAGCCGAGGAGAAAGCAGAAGCCGAUCGGCUUCGGCAGGAGCGAGAGCGGGCAGAGAAAGAAGUGAAGAUGGAGGCAGAUAGAAGGCGAAAAGCUGAAGAGGCUGAGCGGCUGGAGCGAGAAUGGCAGCAGCGGCAGCGGGAGGAGCGUGAAUAUCAGGAGGCCGCUCGACGAAGCGAGGAGGAGCAAGCCGAAGCCAUGGCGAAGCUCCGUCGCCAAAGAGAGGAGGCGGAGAAGAUGGAAGCAGAGAGAAGGCGUCGCCGAGACGAGGAAGAGCAGGCCGAGAUUCAACGACGUGCGGAACAGCUGAAGGAGGAGCGCAGGCGAGAAGAGGAGGAGCGGCGAAGGGAGGAUGAGGCGAGGAAGAGGCUGGAGGAAGAAGUGCGGCAAGCCGAAGAGGAGGCUCUGCGGAUGGAGCAACAGCAGCAAAGGGAGGUGGAGGAGCGCAGGCGCCAGCUCGAAGAAGAGAAUCGCCGCCUGGAAGAAGAAAGGCAGCGCAAGGAAGUCGAGAAGAGGGCGGAGGCGGAGCGAACGUCGGUAGGCGGCAGCGACAAGAAGAACUCCGACGCCUGGAGGAACAGCGCCGGGCCUUCGAGCGAGCAGAGGAGGAGAGGAUCAAGGCCAAGAAGCAGAAAGACGAGGAGGCCCGGCGGCAGGAAGAGGAGCGCAGAAGAGCUGAGGAGGAGCACCAACGAGAGGCGGAAGAGGCACCAGCACAUCGAAUCUGACGGAGAGGAACAUGGCCUGCCUAGGCCUGGUUUCUCAAACCCGCUCGACAGCCGCCUGGACAUGCUGGAAAUGGAGCUUCAGCGACUGAAGGGCAGCAGGCAAAUGGGCAUGACUGGCGGCAUGACGGCAGUGCCGAUGACUUUCACACAACCACAGCAGGCUCUGUCUCCGAUGAUGCCAUCGGGUCCACCGAUGUAUGCUAUGCCACAUGAGCCGACUGGGCCAGCGCCCUCAUUGGCGAACAUCGAGACGAAGAACCACGGUGAAAUCAUGCAGGCGUACAAGGACAUCGUCAAGAGCCUGCAGGAGUCGCAGCAAAAGCACAACGACCUCCUGCAGCGGCACAGUGACCUCACGAAGCAUCAUGUGGAGUUGAUGAGAGCACACCAGGAGCUCCUCGAGAGUUUGAAGAAGGGUGGUGCAGGCGGCGCCGGCGGCGACCCUGGACAAGCGAAAAAGAAUAAGUCCAAGCAUCCAGCCCUGGGCGUGGUCCGCCUGGACUACGACUAUCCGCCAGCGCCCGGAGACUCCGACCACCCAGGCAGCUUCGGCUACGAGGUUUACUAUCGCUGCUGCCCAGGGUUGACCUUCGAGAUGUGCCAGGAGGGUCACUUCCCCGAAGCGGUGGAGCGCCGCUUUGCCGAUGCGAUCAAGCAUCUGGAGGCUCGAGGAUGCGCGGCCAUCACUGGCGACUGCGGCUUCAUGAUGGCCUUCCACGUGAUCGCAAGGAAGAUUGCCGCCAAGCCGAUCUUCAUGUCCUCCAUGGUGCAGUGCCCCAUCAUCGCUGCCUCCCUGGAGCCUUCGGAUCAAAUUCUCCUCCUGACAGCCAACGACAAGCACCUGAAGCCGCAGAAGCAGGUUUUGCUCAGCAGCUGUGGAUUUGAUGUCGACGAGGACCGCUUCCUCAUCAAGGGCUGCCAGACGGUGCCUGGCUUUGAAGCUGUGGCGCUGGGAGGAAAAGUUCCGCUGGAAGUCGUCCAGCCCGGCAUCGUGAAGUUGGUGCAGGAGACAAGAAAGCAACACCCGAGAAUUGCUGCCAUCCUUCUGGAGUGCACGGAACUGCCGCCCUACGCAGAUGCCCUGCGCUAUCACACUGGCUUGCCGGUUUGGGAUGCAGUGACAGCCGCUGACUUCUACAUCUCUGCCCACCAAGACAACCCCAGGUUUGGGCACAACGACUGGCAAGAGGCGUGGGACGGAACACAUGAAGAGUAUGAACUGGGUCUCAACCUCACAAAGGACGAGCUCUCCCUGGUGGUGAGCAAGCACAAGGUGAAGGAGGAGAAGAAAUCCCGGGCGCUGCACAAAAAGAAGAAGUUGGACAAGGUCAUGAAGAAGGUGCGAAAGCAGCAGGCGCCAAUGCUGGGAGUUCUGCGCUUGGACUACAACUAUCCGCCGGCCACGGGCGACAUCGAUCAUCCGGGCAGCUACGACUACGAUGUUCUCUUCCGUGUGGUUCCGGGCUUCACGUUUGAGAUGGCGCAAGCGGGCAAACUGUCUCCGGACGUGGAGAAGGAGUUCAUCGACGCCGUGAAGUGGUUGGAAAACAAAGGCUGCAGCGGCAUCACAGGUGACUGUGGUUUCAUGAUGGCGUUCCAGCCUCUGGCACGUCAAGUGGCCCGUGUGCCUUGUUUCAUGAGCUCUAUGAUACAGUGCCCGAUGAUCUCCGUUGCUUUCGACAAGUACGACAAGGUGCUGAUUCUCACCGCGAAUGAUGACACACUGAAGCCGCAGAAGGAGACGCUUUUGAGCAGCUGUGGUUUCGACGUUGACGAUGCCCGCUUCAUGAUCAAGGGCUGCCAGGAUGUUCCUGGCUUCGACGCUGUUGCAAAAGGUGAGAAGGUGGACGUCGACUAUGUGCAGCCGGGCAUUGUCUACAUGGUCAAGCAGAUCCUGAAGAGCAACGCGUCGAUCCGUGCCAUCCUGCUCGAGUGCACAGAGCUGCCGCCCUAUGCCGACGCCUUGCGCCACGAAACCAAGCUCCCCGUCUUCGAUGCCAUCACCAACGCUGACUUCUUCCUGUCUGCCCGGCAGGACAAUCCGCGGUUUGGCUUCAACCAGUGGCAGCUGGAUUGGGAUGGCGAGCAGGAUGAGUACGUUUUCGGGCAGCACCUGGACGCUGAGCAGAUGGAGAAGCUGAUCAACUAA
Messenger RNA from Symbiodinium sp. CCMP2456, 4527 nucleotides. The record is from the annotation of a GenBank genome assembly. Lineage: Eukaryota; Dinophyceae; Suessiales; Symbiodiniaceae.